UUUAACACCCGGCCCAGCUCUGAGGCACCACACUGUGUCCUGGAAGCUGCUUGUGAUGAACACAAAGACUCUCGAUAAACACACACACUCUCACUCACUAGCGCUUACACACAUACACACACACAAUGGAUGUCAAAGUGGUAGUGGUGAUGUUUUACCUCAUGGUGAUUAAUGCGGAUUUGGAGACUGAAGCGAAGCCCAUCAGCCUGUUGGAGAGAUGCUGGUGCCGCUCGACGCUCAACACCGUGCCACAGAGGAGCAUCCGUGAGAUCAAGUUCCUCCACACGCCGCACUGCCCUUUCCAAGUCAUAGCCAAGCUGAAGAACAAUAGAGAGGUCUGCAUCAACCCCAAGACCAAAUGGCUGCAGCAGUAUCUGAAGAACGCUAUUAGCAAGAUAAAAAAGACAAGACAAAAUGAAAACUAAAGGCGGCGGUUGGUGUAAGAGGCCGGCCCGUGACUCUGACCUCUGUAUUGCAUGUACACACCUCCCUCCCACACAAACACACAUACACACACACACACACGCACCAUCUGUCCCUGUGUGGACUGCUUGCACAAACAGCACUUCGCCUAUGAAUGCCUUUAUUCCUGCACCAGAAACCCACCAGACACACACACACACUGCACCAUUUUGCCAUUGUGAGAUUUCGGGUUUCUGCAGGUCUGUAUACUGAACUGAACUGAAUGGCUGAAUAUGGAUACAAAUAUUUUUGUGUGUUUUCUGUAUGCAUUCGCUUUGUGCCUUUUUUUUUUCCAGAAGUUGCUGAUAAGUGUCAUGGUGAAUUAAGAAGGAAAAACAAAACAAAACUGGGUAGCAGUUACACUUAAAACUUAAACCAGAUUGAACAAAAAUUAAAUGUUUUUUUUUCCAGGAAGCCACAGUAUGAUGCUAAUGUAGCUAACACAAAGUGUGUAUAGCUACCAGUUUAGCAUCGUGUGUAGAUCAUCAUUCGUCAUUCAGCAUCCAGACUUAGAGAAAGUUUUUGAAAAAAAAAAAAAGAGUCACCCAGACCACCAUGUGGCUCAAGUGGCUUACAGUUUGAAGGCAAAGCUUUGAUUUAGUUAUUCAGCUAAACUCUGCUAACUACAGUAUAUGUUAGCAACACUAGCUCUCUUAGCUCUAAAAAAAAGCAACUACAAGCUAAAAACCACACAAGGCACAGGAAUCUGCUCGCUUAAGACAGUUAAUAAGGGAAAUCUUUUAUGAGGAAAUGAAUCACGACGACACUUUCAGUGACUUCAGUACAGUAAGAUUCUAGUUUUUCUUUCUUUUAGAGUCACAGGAUGAUCUUCCCUGCACAGACAUAAUUUUUUUUUUUUGCUAACAUUUUCUAUGAGGCCGUAUUCACGUUAACGAAUCAGUAGAAUUCUUGGAUUUGGUAGCAUCAUGUGUAACACUUGCUGUUAAAAGUGCUGACACCCGGAUCCUUCCAUUAGAUUUUCAAUAAACGGCGUGAGGUAUUUCCAAUAUACUUUACCACAUGGAAGCUGUUAGUAUAGAAAUCAUGUUUUAGAUAAAUUAUAAAUCAGAUAAAUUAUGUGAGAAAAACAUUGUUUGCGUAGCAAAACAUGUUAUAAGAAACUUUCUUGACUUGUAAACAUGCUUACAAUGAAUUAUUAUGACAUAACUGGCUUCCUAGAACGUGUUAGCAUUAUAUAUUUGCUUAAAAGAAGACAUAGUUUGUUUGUUUUUUUUUCUUUUUUUUUCAAUAAUGUAACUUUCACAUCAAUGCAAUCUCUAUUGGCAGCUGCUAGUUUUAUUAUUAUUAUUAUCAUUAUUUCCAAAUCCUGUGCUCAUGAAAUAUUAUAUACGUAUCUCCUAAUCUCCUUCCAGCCAGACGUGUUCUUCUGUUGUGUUUGCACACCUGAUCAUGAUGUAGGAUUGUGGUUUUGUCGUAAAGGGUUGGAUCAGUAAACGGAGACAAAUUUCAAUCCUUUGUGGAAAUAGAAUUAAAAAGAGUUAGAGGAAUAGGAUUAAAAAAUAUGGGGGUGGGUGGUGGGUGGGUUUACCACACAAAAAAUCCAUCAAAAUAAUGAAAUGAUUUUAAUGAACUUUUUUUAUUGAUCCAACUUUUUACUUUGACCAUGUAUUGUAUAACAAAUACAUCAUAAUUAUGGACCAAACAUCUGAUUCUCAACCUGUAAAUAGUCAGAGAAUCAGGUGAUGAUGUAACAUUUGGCAUCGUAUCAUGUCAAGAGGCUUCCAUGAUUAUGAACAUAUUUAGUGCUGAUUUACUAUUUACAAGAAUUAUCUCACUUUAAAUACAGUUUAUUUUCGUAAAAGAGAACCUACGGGGGACGUUUUGUUAUAUGGAAUCAUACAACUCAUGAGGGAACAAAAA
Messenger RNA from Tachysurus fulvidraco (yellow catfish), 2343 nucleotides. RefSeq names its product chemokine (C-X-C motif) ligand 12b (stromal cell-derived factor 1) (gene cxcl12b). The coding region runs from base 126 to 425 and encodes 99 amino acids. NCBI's taxonomy places the organism in Eukaryota, Metazoa, Chordata, Actinopteri, Siluriformes, Bagridae. Gene Ontology annotation, cellular component: extracellular region. The record is from RefSeq and is a predicted model, not a curated record. Gene Ontology annotation, biological process: defense response; axon guidance; immune response. The transcript is spliced from 4 exons. Gene Ontology annotation, molecular function: chemoattractant activity; chemokine activity.